CACAUGCAAAAAUACAUACUUGCAGCUAGUUUUUCUCAGAAUUUUCCCCACACAUAUUUUGUCUGCUUUCCACAUGUCUAACAGUAACAAGCAAGCAAAGAGAAGAUUAAAGCAACUUGGAGCAACAUUGAACCCGUCCAAAGCAGGCUGGUCCGAUUCCGAGGACGAGGAUCUUACUAAACAAGUUGAUGUCAAAUCUGUUCGAAUUGGCGAUAUCGUCAUGCAAGUUUACCCUGCUGAAAAUCCAGAAUUGGUGCCUGAAAUCCAAGGGCCCUUUUACGAUGGAUCUCAGGAUAUUUUGAGACAUUUAAGAUGGAUUAUGCAAAAGGACAAAUUGGGACAAGAUAUCUUUUUAUUGGGUCCUCCUGGUCCAUUGCGUCGUAAUCUAAUUAUGAAGUAUGCAGAAAUGACACAACGAGAGAUCGAAUAUGUAGCAUUAUCCAAAGAUGUGACAGAUGCCGAUUUGAAACAAAGAAGAGAACUCACGAAUGGAACAUCAUUUUAUGUAGAUCAAGCUGCUGUCAGAGCUGCAAUUCACGGUAGAAUUCUUGUACUGGAUGGUAUUGAAAAGGCAGAACGUAAUGUGUUACCCAUCUUAAAUAAUCUGUUGGAGAAUCGUGAAAUGUCACUUGAGGAUGGACGUUUCUUAACUACAAAAGACGUUUCCAGUGACACCAAGUUUGAGAAAGUGAAUCCCCGAUUUUUGGUCUUUGCAUUAGGUUUACCUGUACCACCCUAUGUUGGUUACCCACUUGAUCCCCCGCUUAGAUCCAGAUUUCAAAGCAGAGACAUUAAAGCACCUGAAUUCAAAUCACAAGUAGACCAAAUGCUGAACUUGAUCACCAAUAAGAAUGUAUCCCGUGAAUUAAUUGAACGUUUGAUAUCAAUCAGUUUAGUAUUAGGUGUACAAAACGAAGGUCGUAAUACGCGUGAAAUUGAAGUACCUGAAUUUCCCAUGACCGUCGAAUCUUUAGCCAACUUAUUAUCUAUUGUACCCAAUGUCAAUCCACGUUUCCUUGUUGAUAUUUUGUACCCUUAUACACUUUUACCUACUUGCGACCUUGAGCAGUUAAGUGUGAUUGAAUCGGCAUUUAGAAGAUUUGCUGUCAAAUCCGAAGUGGUUGAAGCUCACAUGGAAUCUCGUCAAACUUCUUCAGGUUAUUUAAUCGAGACCAUCAAUCCAGUAAAGCCAAAAGACACUGCCCAAAGAGCCAUCGCAUUAUUUUCAUCAGCACAAUUCGGCCCCCUCGGACUUCCUAUUUAUUGUGGACCCUCUGCAUUUAGCCCUGCUGAAUACUUCAUCGAGACUCCAUAUCAUCGUGAAAUUUUCUCUGCCAUGGUUUUGUUGCAUGCGGGCGGAAAAGACAUCUGCUUGAUUGGUACAUAUAAAGGUGUUGGUAAAUCUGCGCUUGUCCGACAUUUUGCCCGCAAUCUGGGCUAUACUAUUGAUUACAUUCCCCUUUACCGUGAUAUGUCUUCUCGUGAUCUUUUACAACGUCGUUCUACUACGGCUAAAGGUGAUACUGUUUGGGAAAACUCGUUACUCGUGGAGGCGGCUAUUCAUGGUCAUUUAGCUGUACUAGAUGGCAUUGAAGCUCUUUCAUUUGGUACUUUGAACACACUACAACGACUUUGCUCAGAUCGUGAAACCCAAUUACCUGAUGGUACACGUUUAAUAAGUGAGGCGCGCUAUAUUAAACUUUUGAAGAAACAAACUGUGGAGGAACUCGAGUUAAAACGUGUAUUCCCUAUUCACCCAUCUUUCCGUAUCAUGGCAUUGGCUAGAGCUGGUACCAGUGGACAAUCUGAUACCAAGGCAGGCUCUUGGUUAAGCGCCGAAAUUUUAUCCAUGUUCCAUUUUAUUGUGGUUGAUACCUUGCCAUCUCAUGAAGAACAACAGGUUUUAACUGCCCUUUCACCCGGUGUAGAUGAAGAUAAAUUAAAACAAUUGUUGACUUUCUCUAGAAGAUUACGUCGUGAUAAAGAUGAGACUAUCCGCAUGUUAUCUAGUACAUUGUCCACACGUCAAUUGAUUCGUAUGUGCCGUCGUCUAGCUUACUUUGAAAAUGAGAAUCUCUAUGUUGCUAUUCAUAAAGCCGCUUUGUCUCGCUUUAUGCCUACAGUAGCUCGUGAAGCGCUUCAUGCUUUGAUGAUUGCUAACGGCAUCUAUCCACCCAAAGAAGAUUCCGUUGACCUUGUGAUUGAGGUUUUACCAUCGCGUGAAAAUCCCGAGCAAAUUCGUAUUGGCAAUGUUGUAGAAAAUGUAUUCCAGGGAGGUGAUCCUAUGCUAAUUCCUAACGUUGUCUUCCAUGAAAACCCUGCUCAUACCCAAAUCUUGAAAGAAAUGCUCAAAGAUUACCAACUAGGAGAUCAUUUAUUACUGAUUGGUAAUCAGGGUGUUGGUAAAAACAAAUUAGCAGAUUAUUUCUUACAAUUGUUGAAGUUGCCACGCGAAUAUAUUCAAUUACAUCGUGAUAGUACUGUACAAAGUUUGACUACAACUCCUGCUAUUGCCGAUGGUGUUCUGAGCUAUGAGGAUUCUGCUCUUGUAAAGGCAGUCCGUGAUGGUACCAUCUUGGUUGUGGAUGAAGCUGACAAAGCCCCUACUUAUGUCACAGCUGUUCUCAAGAGUCUGGUUGAAGAUGGACAAAUGGUACUUGGCGAUGGGCGUCGUAUUAUCUCUAAAGAGUCGGAUAUCCAAGAUAGUCAAAAUUACAUUAUGGUACACCCCAAUUUCCGUAUGCUUGUAUUAGCUAAUCGACCAGGGUAUCCUUUCUUGGGUAACGAUUUUUAUCGUGAAAUUGGAGAUGUAUUUAGUUGUCAUGCUGUAGAUAAUCCCGAUAUGAAAUCCGAAAUGUUCUUGCUACGUAAAUAUGGUCCCCAAGUAUCUGAAGAUUUACUCGGCAAGUUAUCAAACGCGUUUACAGAUCUGCGUAAAUUGACAGACGAAGGUUUGAUCUCCUACCCUUACUCUACACGUGAAUUGGUCAAUAUUGUGCUUCAUCUCCAGAACUAUCCUGAGGAAGGCAUCUCAAAAAUUCUUCAAAACGUGUUCGAUUUCGACCAAUAUGAUCAAGCUUCCAAAGAACUUGUGAUUGAAAUCUUUGAAAAACAUGGUAUUCCUGUCGGUCUUGAAUCAGACUUUUCCAUGUCUUUGGGUGACGUACUUUCAUUGGGUAAGCCCCUUUUAUCAGAACAAUGGACUCGUGUACCAUCCGCAACCAAGCAACUGGUAAGCAAAUGUGAAACCGAUGAUAUUGCUGUGCGUGGCGGCUGGGAUAUUGAUGUAGGCAAGAAAUGGAAAGAAGUGGAGCGUAAAGAAGGUAGAUCCACCACUUUCUCCGAACAAUUAUAUACGUUUGAUAUUCCUACUCGCGGUGAAGCUCUUGAUAUUGCUACCAUGGAUGACGGCACCAUCUUUGUCGUAACCACAAACCCUGUCACUUUACACCGAGUCGAGCCUACUCAUAAGCAAAUAGAUAGUUUAGAUUUAUACGAAUACUUCCCAUUGCAACGUGCACCUCCAAGACUUCGUAUCUCUGUUAUCCGUACCCAAGGCCAGGUUAAAUAUCUUGCUUUGCACAAUCCUUCCAAUAAUGAAUUACUUUGUUGUGAUUUCAACAAGAAGUCUGUUGUCUCCGUAGUGAUUCGAGGUCUUGAGCCUGUCAAAUCCAUUAUGUGUAAUAAUUUGAGCUCAUCAGGUAUUUUGGUGUUUUAUCAAAUUGAUCAACCUGUCAUUGCGGUAUUAGAUUUCAAUACUUCCAAACAACAUACUUUGACUUUCCCCACACGUAUAAAUCAACUUCAUGUGAUUGAGCCCAACUUUUGGAUUGCGCGUGGUAGUCGUGAUGCAAACAUGUACGCAAUCCACUCUGAGCAAGGCGUCCCCAACACCAUGGAAUCGAUUCAAGCACUUGGUCAAAAUGGACAACCUGUGGAUGAAUUGAGUCAUAUCUUUGAACAAGAUCUUACCCCUGGUGUGAAGUUUGGACAUAACGAGAAUCCCAGCAAAUUUGCUUCAAUUUUGGAAGGCUGUUCUCGGUCUGAUUUCUUAGGCUCGAAAGGUGUAAUUGAUAUAUCCUGUUUUAUAAAAAACCAAAAAACCAAUUAUCAAGUCAACACCAAGAUUAAAGGCACAAGUUUAUUUCUGGAAAAGACUCAGCAAUUAGCAAUUAUUCAACCUCCUACUGAUGGUCGCGCUGAAAGCUUUUUGGACCUAUUAAAUCCUAUAUCUGGACAAAUUUGGCGUAUCAAAAUGCCCCUUUCCGUUGUUGGUGCCAUGGAACCUGUAACAAGUUACAAUCAAUUCCAGGUUGAGCGUUAUGCGGCUACAUUAUCAGAGCUUCCUAAUGGUAACCUUGUUACAAUGGAUAAUGCAGGUACAGUCCGUAUUUGGCAAGUCGAUCCAAAUGCUAUCUAUAAGGCUGCACAAACAUGGAAGCAAAUGGUGGGUGUGGAUCAAAAACUUCUAUCCGUUAUUUACGAAACUGAAGAUCAUAAGCAAUUGGAAGAGCUUUAUAAUAAGGCUGAACAAGGCGCUGGUGGAGGAAACAGCGAUGCGAAAUGUGAGACAGAUGGUCAAGGUGAAGGCUCCGGCGGAAAAUCUGGUGUUGGUGAAGGUGACGGUGGAUCUGGUGGAUCUGGUGGAGGAGGGGCCAAUGGAUCUGGUAAUAAUAUGAAUGAAAAUGGGCGUCAAGAAGCUAGUUUUGAAGAUAUUGAAAGCCUUAAAAUUAAAACAACCGGCGACGAACCUGAGGCUAUUAGUCGAGCACAAAAAGAGAUGCAUGAUCAAGCUAUGGAGAAAAUGUUGACCAAAAUCGACAUGACACAAGCCGAUUUCCAAAAAUAUAACGAAUACAUGGAGAAUAUCCGUCGAGAAGUACGUGAGCUCCGUGUAAUUUUGGAAAGUGUCGAGGCAAAGAAACAGGAACGCGUCUGGCUUAAGAAUCAAUCCUCUGGUGAUUUGGAUGACACAAAAAUUAUCGAAGGUCUUACGGGUGAACGAUCUAUUUAUAAAAAACGAGGUGAAGAUGAUCCCGAAUUAGGACUUUUCCAAGACAAACCUAAACGAAUGAAUUUUGUUUUUGAUUUAUCUGCAAGUAUGUUCCGUUUUAACUCACACGAUCGUCGUUUGGAAAGAUCCAUGGAGGUAGCUCUAAUGUUGAUGGAGUCCUUCCGUGGUUUUGAGCAUAAAUUUGCGUACAAAAUUGUCGGCCACAGUGGAGAUGGUGCAAACAUUGAGUUUGUCAAAGAAGGCAAAUACCCAAAGACAGAGAAGGAGGCGUUUGAAGUUAUCUCCAAAAUGAAGGCCCACUCACAAUACUGUUUAAGUGGUGAUAAUACUCUGGGUGCUGUAUCCCAUUCAAUGAAAGAAAUUGUCAAGGAAGAAUCCGAUGAUUACUUUGUAGUUGUAUUAUCUGAUGCUAAUAUCCAACAGUACAAUAUCCAUCCCAAUGAUAUCGCUAGAAUUUUAAAAUCUGAUGAUAGAGUUACUGCACAAAUGAUUUUUAUUGGCAGUCUAGAAGAUCAAGCUGCGCAAUUGAAAAAGGCUUUAGGAAGUCAUGCUCAUAUUUGUACAGAGAAUAAGGAAUUACCGAAGAUCAUCAAAUCUCUCUUCUUGUCUUCCAUGGUCAAAGGUUAAGAUGCUUCGGUUAUGUAUGAUAUAUUCGUCAUAAUUUUAUUUAUAGAAUUAAACAUGCACAUAUGUUAUUUAACUUUUGACACUCU
Mucor mucedo is the source of this 5727-nucleotide messenger RNA. RefSeq names its product AAA domain-containing protein. Gene Ontology annotation, molecular function: ATP hydrolysis activity; ATP binding. Gene Ontology annotation, cellular component: cytoplasm. NCBI's taxonomy places the organism in Eukaryota, Fungi, Mucoromycota, Mucoromycetes, Mucorales, Mucoraceae. The coding region runs from base 74 to 5641 and encodes 1855 amino acids. The record is from RefSeq and is a predicted model, not a curated record. The transcript has 13 exons.